Messenger RNA from Aspergillus tanneri, 1188 nucleotides. RefSeq lists its product as uncharacterized. NCBI's taxonomy places the organism in Eukaryota, Fungi, Ascomycota, Eurotiomycetes, Eurotiales, Aspergillaceae. The coding region runs from base 1 to 1188 and encodes 395 amino acids. The record is from RefSeq and is a predicted model, not a curated record. The transcript has a single exon.
AUGUAUCAUUAUACCAGUCCUCCCCCAGGGUGGUCCUUCGACUAUAUGACUUCUCCUCCGACCUCUCCUCACUACGCCUACUACGCCACCCAGUUUGCCAAUGCCUACGCUUCUCCUCGAGGUUCAUCCAAACGUCACAGCCGCAAAGCCAGUUACGCCGGCACUAAAGAGACGGGAGGGUGGUAUCCCGGGUACGGUCAAAGUUUCUACGAGGCGAUGCCUGAGUAUGGCUCGCCGCCACGCAAGCACGAUCCUGUAAGUGCUUCUUUUGGUGGCUAUCGUCGUCGUCGUAGUACCAUGUCCGGCGCCCCGGCGGACCCGUGGGAUAACGUUGCUGCCGAACCGUCGCCGUCGUCGCGAAAACGAUCCGUCUUUGUGGAUGUGGUUGACGAUGUCUUCGAGGAUGCGCCCCGAUAUGUCUUCCGCGAGGAACCCAUCAAAUCCCGUCGAUAUCCGUCUACGUCUCAGCGCAAGCCAAAACCCCCCACUGAUCAAUAUUUUUACUAUAACCAGGUUCCCCCAUAUGAUGACACGGAUUCCCCAAAACGGUCUCGUGCGCGCCGUCAAUCCACUUCCUCGCGCACCCCAUCUAAGCCCAAACCGACCGCCGCGCCCAGCAAGCCCACUCCCAAGGCAACCGAAGAGGAUGCUUCUCGGGCUGGUAUUCCCCCGGGGUACUCGAUCAAGAACUGGGAUCCCACGGAGAUGCCGAUUAUCCUUCUGGGAAGUGUCUUCGAUGCGAAUUCUCUUGGCAAGUGGAUCUACGACUGGACGGUAUUUCACCACGGCGCUUCAACCCCGAUGGCUGAUGUGGCGGGGGAUCUGUGGUUGCUGCUGAUCAAGCUAGCGGGUAAGGUCAAGAGGGCCGAUGAAUGUUUCGAUCGGAUCCGGAGUCCGGACGCGCAGGAGGUUGUUGAGGACUUUUUAGAGAGCGGUGAGCGGCUAUGGUCGCGCUUUAAGAAAUUGCUGAGGACUUGUGAACAGUUUAUGUGGAAAGCGGCGAAGCGAGAAGGGGGGAAGGGCUCGGUGUCGAUGGGCCGUAAUGCGGGCUGCGAAUUUGUCGAAUCGAUUUUCGGACGGGACCGCGAGCUGGAGAACACGGAGAAAUUGAUGAACAGCAUCCGUUUAUGGAACAUGCGUUUUGACGCCAACUGCGAGGAUAUCCUUCGACGACCGACGGCAGUAUAA